AUGCCUUCAGCAACGAACACACUUCAACCCGGAGAAGCCUGGAGGCAUCUCGACAUCGCCGUCGUGGGCGGAGGAAUUGGUGGUCUGGCAGUCUCGAUUUCUCUUCGGAGAGCUGGUCAUAAGGUCACCAUCUACGAACGAGCAGACUUUGCCGGCGAAGUCGGUGCAUCGAUCUCCUGUGCUGCGAAUGGAGUCAAGUGGUUACGGGAAUGGGAAGUCGACAUUGCCAAGGGUGACGGCGUGUACUUGCGUCAACUGAUCAACCGCGACUGGGAAUCUGGCGAGCCUGUCAGCGUGUAUGAUUUAAAUGAUUACGAAGAGAAAUGGGGCCAUCCGUAUUACAUGUUUCAUCGUCAAGACAUGCACAAGAUGUUGAUGGACACUGCCUUGCAAUCGGAGGGAGCUGGUACUCCGGUCAAGCUCAUAGUUAACCACAAGACCGUUGAUCUUGACACCGAGAACGGCACCAUCACAUUCCAUGACGGCACGAAAGCUCAGCACGAGGCUGUCAUUGGUGCUGACGGGAUUGGCUCCAACAUCCGGAAACUCAUUGGCAUCCAAGUAGAGAAGAGACCCGCCGACUCCAGCUGUCUGCACGCCAACGUCACCACUGAGCAGGCAGUCAAACUUGGUCUUCCAGACUACUCGAAAGACUCCGCCAUUGAGUACUGGGGAGGCCAUCACACAUUUAACAAGAUCGUCCUCUCGCCCUGCAACUCGGGCACCCUGCUGUCAUACUACUGCUUCUUCCCUCGGGAAAAGGGUGACUUCUCCGAGCAGAAAUGGGACGCUUCUUCGACCGUCGAGGACCUUCUCGCCCCUUACCCUGAUCUCGACCGUCAAGUUCUGGGACAUCUUGGCAUUGGACAAGAGAUCCGUCCAUGGAGAUUGUGGGUGCACGAGCCUUACUCACACUGGCAAAAGGGCGUCGCUUGUAUCAUGGGCGACGCAGCACACCCAAUGAUGCCAGACCAGUCACAAGGGGCUUGUAUGGCGAUCGAGGAUUCCGCUGCCCUCGGGCUCGUAUUCAGCAAGGACUUAUAUCCCGGCAGUGUUCGUGAGGCCCUGAAGUUGUACGAGAGUGUACGACAUCCCAGAGCCACCAAAGUCCAGGCUGCAAGUGCCAGGGCCAGAGAAAACAUCCACGAGCGGAUUGGCUUCUCAGAUAACACGGACAAUCCACUCUACAAGGUUAAGGAUGAGCAGAAGAAGUUGACGAUCACGGAGAUGAACUCCUAUGAUAUGAGGGAGGACAUCAGGAGUAAGUGGCCAGAGGGCUGGCCAGCGUCUGCUAACGGGGUUACUGCAAACGUGAUCAACGGAAAUUGA
Zasmidium cellare ATCC 36951 is the source of this 1329-nucleotide messenger RNA. RefSeq lists its product as uncharacterized. Gene Ontology annotation, molecular function: monooxygenase activity; FAD binding. The transcript has 3 exons. NCBI's taxonomy places the organism in Eukaryota, Fungi, Ascomycota, Dothideomycetes, Mycosphaerellales, Mycosphaerellaceae. The record is from RefSeq and is a predicted model, not a curated record. The coding region runs from base 1 to 1329 and encodes 442 amino acids.